Molecule: messenger RNA, 6114 nt
Organism: Chiloscyllium plagiosum (whitespotted bambooshark)
Lineage: Eukaryota; Metazoa; Chordata; Chondrichthyes; Orectolobiformes; Hemiscylliidae
Source: RefSeq, a predicted model, not a curated record
AUUCGGAGAGUGAGGCCUAGGGUCCGGGAGCCGGGGCCUGGGAGGAAGCGUGGCAGCUGCGGGUGACCCACGCAAUUUCUGUCCCUGGCUCUCGGGCGGCCGGCACGAUGUUCAAGAAACUCAAGCAGAAGCUUAACGAGGAGCAGUUCCCCGUCAGGAGCAGCCUCGCUCAGGCUUCUCCAAAGUCAACUCCACCUUCAACAGGAAAUCGAAGCCACACCUCUUCCUUGUCAGGUCAACACAAUGAAGGCACUUUAGGUGACAGAGAGCUAUUGGCCGAGAUGAUAGCAGAGCCUGCUUUUCUCUCUGAGUAUACUAUCUUUGCUCUGGAAAGCACCAAACGGCCUAAAGUGCAGAAUAUCAAUGUGAAUGUACUCAAGACAUCGACUGAAAACCUGUCUUCUCCAAAGAUAACACAUCACUUCAGUGAUGAAGGUUCAGUCACUGCUCUGAAGCCUGAGAUGCAGUCAUUUGCCCAAAAACUUCAGCUUCGUGUUCCAUCUAUCGAGUCUUUAUUUCGAGCCUCUUCAAAAGAGACUCUAUUUCAGUCUCCUUCAAAAGAAUCAUUAGUGCGAUCUGCCUCAAGAGAAUCUCUCAAUAGAAUCGAUGCAGAUGUUCAAAGUUCUGGUAUCACCUUUGAUCCGUCGUCAGAUAUUGAAAGUGAGGCAGAAGAUUCCACAGGUAACUUUGAGAGCCUUAGCAAGGAUCCAUCUUCGAACCAGUUUCGCAGGAUGGAGCGGAGUUUGAGCAACUAUCGGCUGAAGUAUUCAGAGUUGGUCACUGCCUAUCGGACUUUGCAGAGAGAUAAAGAAAAAAUGCAGGUAGUUUUAAGUCAGGGUCAAGAUAAAGCCCUACGUAGGAUUGGAGAAUUACGUGAGGAGCUCCAAAUGGAUCAGCAAGCAAAGAAGCAUCUUCAAGAUGAGUUUGAAGCAGCACUGGAGGAGAAAGAUCAACUAAUUGGUGUUCUGCAGACACAGGUUGCAUUAUUGAAGCAAAGGAUGGGACUUGCAGGGGCAAAUACAGAUCUGGGUGAAUCCACCGUUCAAGCACCUGUGACUGAAAGUACAGAAGCAGUUCAAGCGAGUCCUAACAAUGAAGAAAAUAACAUCGACAGUCCUGAUGGAUCAGGAGAGGGAUCUGGAGAUGCUGCUAAUUCUUUAUCCGUUCUUCAAAAACGAAUAAAGAGGCAAGAAAAUCUCUUGCAGCGUUGUAAGGAGAUGAUUCGUACACACAAAGAGCGUUGCACCCAGAUGACCAGUGAAAAGGAAGCCCUUCAAGAACAACUGGAUGAACGCUAUCAGGAGCUGGAAAAAAUAAAGGAUCUACACACUGCCGAAAAAACAAAACUAAUCACUCAGCUCCGAGAUGCAAAGAACUUAAUUGAACAGUUGGAACAAGAUAAGGGUAUGGUGAUCGCAGAGACAAAACGACAGAUGCAUGAAACAUUGGAGAUGAAGGAAGAAGAAAUCUCUCAACUUCGUGCCAAAAUUCAGCAGUUCAGUGGACAACGUGAAGCGCUGCUUGAACAGAAAGAGAAGUCUGACAAAGCUGCAUUUGAGGAGCUCGAGAAAGCACUGGGCUCAGCUCAGAAAUCUGAAGAUAAGCGUAAAAAACUGAAGCAAGAGAUGGAAAAACGGUUAAAAGCUAUGGAGGAAGCAAAUGAAGAACAACAAAAGAACUUUCAACAGGAGCUUUCACGGGUUAAGCUGGAAGUUGUUACUGUCAUGAAGUCCUCUGAAGAUCGCGUUGGAGAACUGGAGAAAAGUCAUAUGGAAGAACUGACCUGCAAAGAAAAGGAGUUUACGAAGCAGUUGCAAGCUUCUCAGCAGGAGUUUCAGGAACAGUUAAAAAAGGCUCUGGACAAGUGUCAUGCUGAGUACCAAGCAGAGCAACAGGAGAAAGAACAGCAAACUGUGUUGGCAUUAGAAGAACAGGAAUUACAAAAGCAGGCAGUUCAGACUCAAGCAACUAAUCAAAUCCAGGAUUUGCAAGCAGAAUUGGAAACCUUGAAAACGAGAGUUUUGGAAUUGGAAAGUUUGCUUUUAAAGAAAUCACAAGAUGGUGAAGCUCAUGCAGAAGAGUUGGAAGCCGAGAGAGUCAAGCAUGAAAUAGAAAUUGCAGCCUUAAUUAAAACCCACCAGGAGGCACUGGAAAACUUGCGUCAAGAAGAAGAGCAAUUAUACACUGAAAAAAUACAGAUAAUUAACCAUCAGCACAAGGCUCAAGUGGAACAACUUGAAGAAAAAUCUAAAAAUCUGGAAGUACAAUUGAAAGGGAAAGAAACUCAAUUCCAUGCACACAUUGAGGAAAUGAACCAAAAAACACUAGAGAAACUUGAUGUGAAACAAACUGAGUUGGAAGCACUGUCAACUGAGAUGACUGAAAUGCUCAGAAUACGGAAUGAGCUGGAAAAUAAGUUAACUGCAAUUGAAGCAGACCAUGAGAAGGAGCUAGCACAGAAGAAACUACAUUAUGAAGAAAAAAUUGAGGCUGAUAGAAAAGGCAUUGAACAAUCCUUUAGUGGAGUUGAGAAAACAUUGACAGAUGAGGUAAACAACCUCCGUCAUCUUCUUGAGGGCAAGGACAAAAUUGUAGGAGACCUUCAAGUAGAAAGAGAGAGUCUGGUAAAUGAACUCGAAACGGUUAAAAAAGAAGCCACAGAAAUUUCUGCAGAACUUGAAUGCAUGAAGCAAACCUAUCAGCAAGACCAAGGAAAUGCUGAGGAAAAGUUUAAUUGGAAACUAGAUGAUCAACGUCAACUGUAUGAAACGCAAUUAACAGAAUUGCGGAACUUGCUAAGGGACCUAGAAACUGAGAAAGAAAAGAAGCGGUUGUCAGAUCAGACCAGACACAAUGAGCUUACUGCCAGUUUAGAUAACUAUAAGUCCCAGACCCAGGAAUUGGAAGAGAAAAACAGUGAGCUGCUAAAUAAAGUAGCUUUCCUGACAGAACAAUAUGAAACCCAAAUAGCUCAGCUGGAAUCAGACAUUGGACAGUUACAGACAAGUUCAGAAGAAAAGCAAAAGGCACUUAAUGAUGCACAAAAUAUUCAGAAACAGCAGGUAGAAGCCUUUACUCAAAAACAAACAGAAGAACAAAAAGUAACUGCGCAGCAAAUUGAUUCACUUCAUGAGGAAUAUGGAAAAAAGAUAAAGGCACUUGAAACAAAGCUUGAAGAAGUUAAACAAAAGGGAACUGAAAUGCAGGAUAAAUUGCGGAUUGAACUUUCUAAACAAGAGAUGAAAUUAAAAACACAGCUGGAAAAACAACAGGAAUUUGUUGAAAAGGAACAAAUGUUCAAUGAAAAAUUAGUGGAAAUGGCACACGCAAGUUCUACGGGAAUGAAUGAAACUAUGACACAGAAAAUUGUAAAUGAUUUGAAUGCCCAACUGGAAAUAACCAAAUCUAGAAUAGCAGAACUAGACCAAGACAUUGCAGCAAAGUCUGAGGAAUGUAAAGUUGUUGAAGAACUCAACGAGCAAUUGCAUCAGAAGGAGACUGAAUUGCAGGAGAUGGGACUGCUGCUUGAACAGGCUCAGGUUGGAGCUUGUGACCAGGACAGCAGAUAUAAGAAUGCUGAAGAAAAAAUCCAAUCAUUUGAGAAAGAGAUGGAAUCACUGCGAGUUGAAUUUUCACAGAAACAGAAUGAAUGGGAACAAACUAAAUUUGAACUCAUAAAUAGCAAAGAGAAAGAACUCAUAGAUUUAGAAACUAGAAUGAAAACUGAGAGCACCAGUAAAAUCGCUGAAUUCAAGAAAAAAGCAGAACAAAAAAUUGCAAAAAUAAAGAAGCAAUUAACUAAUCAAUUAGAAGAAAAAGAAAAUAGUGCAAAUGAACAAAUAAGAGACUUGAAACACAAAGCACAGGAUCAAGAAGCAGUCAUUGGAGCCUUAAAAGAGAAACUGAAAAUUCUAGAAGCUUCAAUUGGAUCAGAAAAGGAAGAAAAGCAGAAAUGGGUUGAGAAAGUGAAAAAAGAAAUGGAACUUGAGAAGGAGAGCUCUCUGAAGUUGUUGAAAGAAAGCUAUGAAAAAAGGAUUAUCGUUCUACAGAUGGAUGUGUCAGCGAGAGAUGAAAUGUUGCAAAAAUACAGAGACAAUCAGCUAGAAACAAAUGCUGAACAUGAGAUCAGCAAGUCUUAUACAGAUCUUCAAAAGCAUCAAGAAAAAGUUGAAGAUGAGAAACAAAUCCAGAAGAGAGAUGGAGAUGAGUUUGAACAACAGAAGCAUGUACAUCCAUUACUGGCAGAAGAACAACAAAAGGAGGAAAUUAACACAGUAGAAAAGUUUAAGGAACAAUUGAGCAUAAAAGAGAAACACAUAAAUGAGAUGGAAAAAAUAAUUGCAGAGUUACAAAAUAAAAUCCAGGGUAAAGAGAUUCCUGAGAAGCAAACCCUAGUGGAGCUAUCAAGUGCCUUCACUUUAAAAAAGAAAGAUGUUGAGGGGGAGGAAAAAUCAGAGAGCAGUUCUCUGAUUGAAGGCUACAAAAAACAGAUACUGGCACUCCAGGAGCAGUUGGAAGAAAAAGUUUCUCUACUUCACAUCUUUGAAGAAAGUUCUGAAGAGAAGACAAAAUCUGACACAGAACUACAAAAGUUGCUCAAUGACAUGCAGGAGCAACAAAAAGAAUUGGGACACAAACUGGAAGAGGCAGAAAACGAGAAACAAAAAGCUCGCAAAGAACAGGCUAAACUGCAAAAAGACAUUCGUGUGUUACGCAAAGAACAUGAGGCUGAAAUAGAAAUCAUUCGCAAAGAAAUAAGUGAAGAAACUGAAAAUAAAGCCAAGUUGGAACUCGAGGAUCUGCAGCUGAAACAUAACUCAACUCUCAAACAGUUAAUGCGAGAAUUCAAUACACAGCUAGCUCAGAAAGAAGAAGAGUUGAAUAUAUCUGUCAAACAAACUAUUAGCAAAGCCCAGGAAGUGGAGGCAGAGCUCCUGGAAACCCACAAGGAGGAUGUAAACCAGCUCUAUCGCAAGAUAGCUGAAAAGGAUGAUUAUAUACAAAGGACAACAAAAAAAUAUGAAGAGAUUUUGCAGUCUCGAGAAGAAGAAAUGACUGUUAAAGUGACUGAACUGCAGGCAGAACUGGAGGAGUUAAGAGCCCAGCAUCAGAUGUUACAGCAUAAUGAUGAAAAUCAGAAUAUUGAACAGGAAUGUCCAUUAACAGUGACAGAACUGCAGGCACAGCUAGCAGAGAAAACUACUCUUGUUAAUGAUGCUAUACUCCAUGAACAGGAACUUAGAGAGCAGAUUCAUUCACUUCAGGAUCAGCUUAAGGUUCAUGAAAAAAAUUCUUGUAUGUCAUCAUUUGGAACACCAUAUAGAGAUGGAAAUUAUGCUGUUGAUGGUUCUGUGGUAACAGAGCCUACAGAAUUAGAAUAUCUUAAGAAGGUGCUCUUUGAAUACAUGAUGGGAAAGGAAACUAAGACUUUGGCAAAAGUUAUAACCACUGUACUAAAGUUCCCAGCAGAGCAGACACAGAAAAUAUUAGAACGAGAAGAGUCUCGAUCUACAUAUUCCUCAUCUCGUACUGGUAUUUUCUGAGGCUUGGUUGGUGAUGCAGUCACUUAAUACAUGGACUUGGUUACGCUAAUUGGGAAACCUACAAGGGUGACACGGAGCUAUUCCAUGAUCAUGCUGCUGGGAUGUUAUUUAUCUGUUUGCUUGUGCAGGGAAGGGAAAUAUGGUACUGUUUAAAAGAUGAUGUUUCUAUGGCCUUUAACUGUGAUUUGUAUAAAGUCUAAAAUUUGAGGAAGACUUGACAUUAUUCUGAUGUUAACUCUAGCAGGUUCUUGUUAAAUGGCACUAGGAUAAAUUGUGCAAUAAAUUUCUAAUGGGAUAUAAGCCGUGAAUGGGUGCUGUUAAUGUUUGACUGGAAUGCUUCUUUCUGUACAGCUUGAUUUUUUUUUUUGCUAGGUAAUAUACUUGGAGCUUCAGCCUAUAAAGAUACUGAAUCGCAGUACCUAGUUUGUUUACUACAGCUUUUGUACUUGUAUUUUGGAGAGAUACACUACUGUAAAUUGUAAAUACAUGAUUCAUAUCUAUGCUAAGCAAAAAGAUAAAUUGUAACAUUCACUUGGAGAAGUGAAAUAAAGUUUUAUUUAAUGUACAAAAA